GAUAGGGUAAUGAAAAUGAUGGCGACCGAUGCAGAGGAGAUAAGAAACCAAACAAGUCCUUGCCCCAUCCCCGACACCAGUCUCAGCACUCUGUCCAUCAAAAUAACGCGGAAAAACCAGGAUAGACACUGGAAGUUGCGGUUUAUUUACCUUCAGUGCUAUUUCUUGACCAUUGCAACAAUAUUAGGAACUGGAAUCUUAGGUCUUCCAGUAACGAUAGCCCAUGCUGGACUGGUGCCUUUCCUCGUCUCCUUUCUCAUUGGCUUUUUUGUCCAGGCCUUACUUAUCUACCUGUUCGUGGAACUUCUUCAGAAAUGUCAGGUGGUGCAGCUGGAAUCGCUGAAGACAGAUGUUGCAGAAUGUAUUGUGAUGGAUCAGGUGAGCGUGGAGGACCCAGCCUUCACAGAGGAUGAGGAUGAAGAUGAUGGUGAAAAUGCAGAAGCAGAUGCAGGUUUACUGCAGCCGGAUGCUGUUGCUCUGCACAACCAAGAAGAGGGCCUGCACCCCAACCUUCAUCUGCUUGGCCACAUCUUCCUCUCACGGCCCAUGAGCCAUGCCUUCAACUGCAUCCUCCUCUUCCAGUUUAUUUCUAUUGGAAUUAGUUAUGUCCUAGCUGGCAGUGAGGCCUUUGCUGCUCUUCUUAAUGUCAGUCACAUCUAUGUGAUCCCGGCCUUCACCUGGAUUCUCACUCUAGCUAUCUUGCUAGCCCACACAGUCAUCCAGCCAAUCACUUCCCUGCUCACCCUACUGAAAGGAAUCCUGCUCAUUGUCACGCCCUUUGAUUUGCCUCACAUCUAUGUGAUCCCGGCCUUCACCUGGAUUCUCACUCUAGCUAUCUUGCUAGCCCACACAGUCAUCCAGCCAAUCACUUCCCUGCUCACCCUACUGAAAGGAAUCCUGCUCAUUGUCACGGUGGCUGUGACAUUUGCAGUGGGGUCAGAGGUCGGCCUUCAGAGCAGCAACGACUUCAGUCAGAUGGGGAAACCUUUCCUAAUGGGCACAGUGGCUCUGGGAGGAAUUGUAAACGUGAUGCCUUUGCUUUUCUCACAGAUCUCACACAACAGAACACAGAUCCUGUGGUUUCGAAGAGCAGUUCUUGGAGGUCUGACAACCUGCACUGUGCUCAACAUCCUCUGGUGCUGGGCAGUGCUGGAAAUUGUUCCCCAGACAUCGUUACCAGAGAGGUGGAUGGCAGUUGAGACAACUCAGCGUGACUCCAGCAGCCCAGCUGUUCCUCAUUCCUCCACCCCCUCUCUGCUGUACUCCAACAUCUCACUAGAGGAGUCUGAGAAAGCAGGAGAGAUUGCAACCAUUCCACUGACUAAGAUUAUUAAUGAACGUUACAGGGCAUACUCCUGGGUGGCUGAGCUGAUCCAGGUGUUUAUAGCCAUCAGCGUCACUGUGUCCUUCCUGGUGAUGGGAUCUGCCAUGAAACACACAAUUGAUGGUCUGGUGAGCUCGAUGUGGAGCAGACGACUGGAGUGGCUGUCUAAAGCCUGGGAGCGAAACCUACCAAACAAACAGCACGUCUGCUCAGCACGAAGCAUGGCUAAAGGAUUCAUGUCACUGCUUGGAUUUGGUGUCAUCUUUAUCGUGUCAGUGUGUGAUCCCAGGGGUUUUGUUGUCAUGUUGGACAAAGUUGUGUCAUUCUCUCUCAACACCGAAGUGGGACUGUUUGUUUUCAUCAUGCUGAGAGAAUCCAGAGAAGACAGAUUCCAACACCUUGCAGUCCCUCUGCCAGUGGGCGACUGCGUCUUCAGCCUAACCUGGCUGCUUCCCACCUACUUCCUAUUUGCAGUAACCUAUGAUGUCCUGCAGACCCUGGCCGAUGUGGCUCAUUACCUGCCUUUCUACAGCCACAGUCAUGAACCACACGACCAGAAUGUGACCGGGAGCUCAACAGCAGCCAACCUGUCUGUGCUGCUCUGAUCCUCAAGCAGCCACAUGAGAAAGAUGGACCAGAAUGAGUGGUAAUUGCCAAAAAUCUAAAGCUUAGCAAAGUGCUUUUUAUCUUGUAUUCAUACUUAACAAACUCUUGAUACAAUCUGAAAACUUUAAAGGUAAGCAUUGUGUUUUUGCACUUUCCCAUGAUGACUCAAUCUAAUAGUGUGCCAAAUGGUGCAAGACCUGUAGGGGUCACUCUUUUCCUUGUCUAACCCCAGUGGCCAUCUCUGUUUAUGUACUAUACAAGUGCUUUUCUUUUCUUAUUGUUUUGUUAGUUGUUUAUUUAUUUUUUAUUAUUUUGUUUUGCUUUAUUUGUUUUUUUCAACUGAAAACAUUCUUGUGUGACAGGAUUUUCCCAUCAGACACCUGGAGCCAGAUGUAUAAAGGUGUACGCACAAAAAACAUUCAUACACCAUUUCCCAUGCAUUAGCUUGUGAUGGUGAAACUAAAUGUGUGCAUCUCACAGAUACUUCAAACCAGGUGUACACAUUGAUUAUUAGAAAAAUCCUCAGUUUGGUAUUAUAAGGCAGAGAUGAAAAACAUGACGAGAAGCGAAAUCGUAUAAUAAAACAUUUAGAUUGUUUUCCACUUUCACUUAUUCUGUAUAAUGUUUGGUUUUUUGGGGGUUUUUUUGGAGUUUACACAACAGUCUGUAAAAUAAUAAUGCAGCCACCGCUUAUAAUAUCAGUUAGAGUAAUAUACUCAUCAAGGUAAUUGCUAAGAUAACAACAUAGCUAAAGCCAAAUGAUUGUAAAUGGCUGUAAACACGUGGUGAGAUUAUCAUGCCAGAAACUAUUUUAUCUUUGGUGCUACAGAGACUGAAAAUGCACUCAGCUGAACUGCAGUGGAAAGUUUAGAAAGACUCAACUUUAUUCAAAUAUCCUCUGAUCCAGUGUGAGUGACAGCCAGGCGAGAGCCAAUCACGUUCAUUUUAAUUCCAACGUAACCUGAAGCACAGACUUAUUUAUCGCUGCACUUCCAGUGGAGAUACAGGACUGCAAUACUAAUUAGGUUAUAUCAGUUUCAACAACGUGCAGCACAGAGCUGUCUGCUGUGGUGCAAUGCCAGCUCCCAUUCACAAUAAACAGCAGCCUUCGUGUCUGCAUGUUUGAAUGGCCUGUAAGACAGAUAGAGUAGACACAGGUACUGAUAAAAC
Seriola dumerili (greater amberjack) is the source of this 3100-nucleotide messenger RNA. RefSeq lists its product as uncharacterized. Lineage: Eukaryota; Metazoa; Chordata; Actinopteri; Carangiformes; Carangidae. The record is from RefSeq and is a predicted model, not a curated record. The transcript is spliced from 20 exons. Bases 10 to 1929 code for a protein of 639 amino acids.